AUGUCUGACUCAGAACAAUCCAUCAAGGUUCUUAAUGAACUUCUAGAGAAGCUUACCGUGGCUACUCCAGAAAACAGAGAUGACGUUGCCACUGAGGUUGCUUCUUUCAUCAACGGUGACAUCAUCGAACAUGACGCUCCACAGGUUUUCUUUGAUGGUUUGUUCAAAGCCAUCAAGGACAAGAAAUCCGCCGCUAACGCUUUGGCCACUUUGCGUAACAUCGCUAGUGAGUCCAACUUGUCUCCAAGCAUUGAGCCAUUCGUGGUCUCUGCUGUGCCAUUGAUCGCUGAUCAAUGUGGCCACAAGGACAAGGAUAUCCAAGAGACUGCUUCUCAAGCUUUGGUCGCUGUUGUUAAGGCUGUCAACCCAGUUGCAGUCAAGGCUUUGUUGCCUCAUUUGACUACUGCUUUGUCUAACACCAACAAAUGGCAAGAAAAGGUUUCUAUCUUGGCUUCCAUUACUGCUUUGGUCGACUCUGCCAAGACCCAAAUUGCUUUGAGAAUGCCUGAAUUGAUUCCAGUUCUUUCCGAAGCUAUGUGGGAUACCAAGAAGGAAGUCAAGAAGGCUGCUACUGAGACUAUCGAAAAGGCUACUGAGACUGUCGACAACAAGGAUAUUGACCGUUUCAUCCCAGAAUUGAUCGGUUGUAUUGCUGACCCAGCUUUGGUUCCAGAAACCGUUCACUUGUUGGGUGCUACUACUUUUGUCGCUGAAGUUACUCCAGCCACUUUGUCCAUCAUGGUCCCAUUGUUGGCUAGAGGUCUUGCUGAAAGAGAAACUUCUAUCAAGCGUAAGGCUGCUGUCAUUAUCGACAACAUGUGUAAGUUGGUCGAAGACCCUCAAGUUGUUGCUCCUUUCUUGAGCAAAUUGUUGCCAGGUUUGAAGAACAACUUUGCCACCAUUGCUGACCCAGAAGCUCGUGAAGUUACUUUGAGAGGUCUAAAGACUUUGAGAAGAGUCGGUAACGUUGGUCCAGAAGAUGCUCUACCAGAAGUCUCCCACGCUGGUGACGUGGAGACCACUUUGUCCGUCAUCGAUCUAUUGUUGAAGGAGAAGACUGUCGAAAAGAGAUUCAGACCAGUUGUCGAAUAUGUUGCUGCUAUUGCUGGUGACUUGAUCGACGAAAGAGUCAUUGACCAACAAGCUUGGUUCACUCACGUUACUCCAUACAUGACCAUCUUCAUGCACGAAAGAGAAGCUAAGGAAGUCAUUGAUGAGUUCAGAAAGAGAGCUGUUGACAAUAUCCCAGUUGGUCCAAACUUCGAUGAUGAAGAAGAUGAAGGUGAGGAUCUAUGUAACUGUGAAUUCUCCUUGGCUUACGGUGCUAAGAUCUUGUUGAACAAGACUCAAUUGAGAUUGAAGAGAGGUAGAAGAUACGGUCUAUGUGGUCCAAACGGUGCUGGUAAAUCUACUUUGAUGAGAGCUGUCGCUAACGGUCAAGUCGAUGGUUUCCCAACUCAAGAUGAAUGUAGAACUGUCUACGUCGAGCACGAUAUCGAUGGUACUCACGCUGAGACUUCCGUCUUGGACUUCGUCUACGCUGGUGACGUUGGUACUAAGGAAGCUAUCACUGCUAAGCUACAAGAAUUCGGUUUCUCCGACGAAAUGAUCGCUAUGCCAAUCGCUUCCCUAUCUGGUGGUUGGAAGAUGAAGUUGGCCUUGGCUAGAGCUGUGUUGAAGAACGCUGAUAUCCUAUUGUUGGAUGAACCAACUAACCAUUUGGAUACCGUCAACGUUGCUUGGUUGGUUAACUACUUGAACACUUGUGGUAUUACCUCCAUCAUUGUUUCUCACGACUCUGGUUUCUUGGACAACGUUUGUCAAUACAUUAUCCAUUACGAAGGUCUAAAAUUGAGAAAGUACAAGGGUAACUUGUCCGAAUUCGUCAAGAAAUGUCCAACCGCUAAGUCUUACUACGAGUUGGGUGCUUCUGAUCUAGAAUUCAGAUUCCCAGAGCCAGGUUACUUGGAAGGUGUCAAGACCAAGCAAAAGGCUAUCGUUAAGGUCUCCAACAUGACCUUCCAAUACCCAGGUACCACCAAGCCACAAAUUGAGGACAUUUCUUUCCAAUGUUCUCUAUCUUCUAGAAUUGCUGUCAUUGGUCCAAACGGUGCUGGUAAGUCCACUCUAAUUAAUGUCUUGACCGGUGAAUUGCUACCAACCACUGGUGAAGUCUACACUCACGAAAACUGUCGUAUCGCUUACAUCAAGCAACACGCUUUCGCUCACAUCGAAUCCCACUUGGACAAGACUCCAUCUGAAUAUAUCCAAUGGAGAUUCCAAACUGGUGAAGACAGAGAAACCAUGGACAGAGCUAACAGAGUUAUCAACGAAGAUGAUGCUGAAGCUAUGAACAAGAUCUUCAAGAUCGAAGGUACUCCAAGAAGAAUCCAAGAGAUUCACGCCAGAAGAAAGUUCAAGAACACCUACGAAUACGAAUGUUCUUUCCUAUUGGGUGAAAACAUCGGUAUGAAAUCCGAGAGAUGGGUUCCAAUGAUGUCUGUCGACAACGCUUGGAUUCCAAGAGGUGAAUUGGUUGAGUCUCACGCCAAGAUGGUCGCUGAAGUCGAUAUGAAGGAAGCUUUGGCUUCCGGUCAAUUCCGUCCAUUGACCAGAAAGGAAAUCGAAGAACACUGUGCCAUGUUGGGUUUGGACUCUGAAUUGGUCUCUCACUCUAGAAUUAGAGGUUUGUCAGGUGGUCAAAAAGUUAAGUUGGUCUUGGCUGCUGGUACUUGGCAAAGACCUCACUUGAUCGUUCUGGAUGAACCUACUAACUAUUUGGACAGAGACUCUCUAGGUGCUUUGUCCAAGGCUUUGAAGGCUUUCGAAGGUGGUGUUAUCAUCAUUACUCACUCUGCUGAAUUCACCAAGGAUUUGACCGAAGAAGUCUGGGCUGUCAACAACGGUAGAAUGACUCCAUCCGGUCACAACUGGGUCGCUGGUCAAGGUGCCGGUCCAAGAAUCGAAAAGAAAGAUGACGAAGAAGACAAGUUCGAUGCUAUGGGUAACAAGAUCAGCGGUGGUAAGAAGAAGAAGAAGUUGUCUUCUGCUGAGUUGAGAAAGAAGAAGAAGGACAGAAUGAAGAAGAAGAAGGAGAUGGGUGACGCCUACGUUUCUUCUGACGAAGAAUUCUAA
Messenger RNA from Torulaspora delbrueckii, 3135 nucleotides. It is a transcript of the gene YEF3, whose product is annotated as translation elongation factor EF-3. The transcript has a single exon. The record is from RefSeq and is a predicted model, not a curated record. Lineage: Eukaryota; Fungi; Ascomycota; Saccharomycetes; Saccharomycetales; Saccharomycetaceae. Gene Ontology annotation, molecular function: translation elongation factor activity; ATP hydrolysis activity; ATP binding. The coding region runs from base 1 to 3135 and encodes 1044 amino acids.